Messenger RNA from Penicillium griseofulvum, 1149 nucleotides. Its product is annotated as polysaccharide lyase family 1 protein. Bases 1 to 1149 code for a protein of 382 amino acids. Gene Ontology annotation, molecular function: pectate lyase activity. The transcript has 3 exons. Lineage: Eukaryota; Fungi; Ascomycota; Eurotiomycetes; Eurotiales; Aspergillaceae. The record is from RefSeq and is a predicted model, not a curated record.
AUGAAAUUCAGCUCUAUUUUGUUAUUCACGGCUGUGGCAGUUGCCACCAGCCCAGUCAAGAAGGCCAAUACCAUCUCAGUUACUGGCUCGCCCCCAGGAUUCGCAUACGGAGUCACCGGAGGUGGAAACGCGAAACCAGUUUAUCCCACCGAUGUCAAGCAUCUGAUCCAGCUUCUGGGUUCUGAUGAACCUCAGGUCAUCAUUAUCGAUAAGACAUACGAUUUCAUCGGAACAGAAGGGACAACCAAGGGAACCAUUUGCAAGGCAUAUGGCUCCUUUGAAGAUGGUUGCCAGUCCACCAUCGAUAUCGGAAAAGGAUGCGACGGUAAACCGUCCGAGCCAUAUGAAUGGGAUACUGCCGGAACCACUGGAAUCAGUGUUCACUCAGACAAGACGAUCAUCGGAGUCGGAAACAAGGGCGUGCUGCUCGGAAAGGGACUGAGAAUAGUCCGUGCCUCCAACAUCAUUGUGCAGAAUAUCAUGAUUACCAACCUCAACCCCAAGCUUGUCUGGGGUGGCGAUGCGAUCACCCUUUCUAGCACUUCACGCGUCUGGAUUGACCAUGUUACGACUCAAUACACUGGCCGUGUUCACUAUGUCUUUGGCCACGAAGCGAACUCUCAUGUCACUAUCUCCAACAGCUUCAUGAACGGUGCGACCAAUUUCUCUACUUCGUGCGACGGACAAAAUUACUGGGGACUGGAACUUGUCGGAGCCGACGAUCAAAUCACCUUUGCAAACAACUACGUAUACAGAACAUCGGGCCGCAGCCCUGCACUGAGCGGCAAGACACUCUUCCAUGCCGUCAAUAGCGUCUGGGAGAACAACAGCGGACACGCUAUUGAGGGCACAGAUGAUGGCCAAGGUCUCUUCGAAGGUUGUGUCUUCAACAAUGUCACCCAGAUCGUCGGGGAUUACGUCGGUCAACUGUUUAGCUCGCCAAAUGCCGCUGCAAACAAAGCAUGCGCUAGUGCCCUUAAGAGGGACUGCGUGACGAAUAUUCAGACUGACAGUGGCGCUCCGUUUACCAAUGCCGAUACUAAGUUCUUCGCUAAUUUCGCCGGCCUCAAUGUUGCAACUGCAAGUGCGGCUUCGAAGGCCCUGGCAAGCGUCCCGACCAAUGCUGGAAACACGCUUAACAAUGCCUAA